Oppia nitens is the source of this 2273-nucleotide messenger RNA. Its product is annotated as sodium/potassium/calcium exchanger 5-like. Bases 14 to 2248 code for a protein of 744 amino acids. Lineage: Eukaryota; Metazoa; Arthropoda; Arachnida; Sarcoptiformes; Oppiidae. The transcript is spliced from 5 exons. Gene Ontology annotation, cellular component: membrane. Gene Ontology annotation, biological process: intracellular calcium ion homeostasis; calcium ion transmembrane transport. The record is from RefSeq and is a predicted model, not a curated record. Gene Ontology annotation, molecular function: calcium, potassium:sodium antiporter activity; calcium channel activity.
CAGUAUAAGUGAAAUGUUAGUUAAACUACUAUUGAUUGUCUCAAUAAUACCGGCGCUUAUCAUAAACGGCAAACAUGUUGUCGUCAACUAUGCUGCCGAUGAUGAUGGACAACAAUUAGACGGUAAUGUCGACCACCAUACUGUAGUAGUGGCCAACAAUCGGCCACCAGUAGUAAAAGUAGUAGUAGUCGAAAAUGUGGCCAAUUUUCGGUAUCAAACCAAACAACAAUUACCAGAUAAUAAUAGUACCGAUAAUAAUAAUAAUAAUAAUCGUAUCAAAAAUAAUAGUCGCCGACAGUUGCCGUCGGCAAGCGUUGACCACCAACAGCGGCAAAAGCGGGCCGUUUCUGUGAAUAUACGGCAGCCGAGAGAUACUAACGAUACGGUAAUAGACAGCACUUUACCGCCGCCGCAGCCGCCGACCAUCACUACCACUACCCGGGCAUUCAAUUUGGUUGGCAAACAACAGGCCGAUAGUUUGGCACCGUUGGGAAAAAAUCGCCGAAACACUAGCCGAUCAGCUAAUUCAAAGUCCAAAUCAAAAAACCAAACCAAUGUCGGUGUCGGUACUGUCCGGACACCGCUCGACGAGUUUCCCUCCGACUACAUGAGCGAUGAGUUUCGGUCAAAUGGCGGCUUCAUUAUCCAUAUAAUAGUAUUUAUCUAUUUUUGUCUGGCACUGGCCAUCGUAUGCGAUGUCUAUUUCCUACAGUCGCUCGAAUAUAUCAGUAACGCCCUUAGUCUACCCGACGAUAUAGCCGGCGCUACAUUCAUGGCUAUCGGUACGUCAGCACCGGAAUUGUUUACCAGUGUUAUCGGUGUGUUCAUAUCGGACAACGAUAUCGGUACCGGUACUAUAGUCGGAUCGGCUGUUUUCAAUUUGAUUGCCAUACCCGGCUGCUGUGGGUUUGCCGCCCACUGGAAUCUGAAACGUAUGCCCAAAAUCAAGUCGUUUCCCAUACUAAGGGAUAUGAUCUUCUAUGUGCUGACAGUUAUUACAUUGAUAUUAUGUAUUAAAGAUAAUAAAGUCGAUUGGGUCGAGUCAUUGACAUUAUUAGCAUUAUAUGCGGUAUAUAUUGUUAUAAUGUUUUUCAACGCCCAAUACUCUCAUCUGAUCUCUGGUGGCGAUGACGACGAUGUCGAUGAAGGACUAGAAGAUGAAGAGGUGGCACCUCUGCUGAAGUCGUCGAUAACAACAAACGGAUCCACAGCUGUAGUGUCGGCAUCACUGAUGAAACAGAAGAAAAAUCAGAAGAAGAGUUCAAUUGAGGAAGACUUUGAUAAUAAUCAUUUGACUAACAAUUAUAAUAACAUCGUCGAUGACCACAACAACGAUGGCGGCGGCGAUGAAGAUGAAGACUAUUCGCGUAUUGAGUUAACAAAAACACAAAACGGAAAGUAUAGGGAAAUUAAAUCAUCAAAAACUACUACUAAUGGCAAUCAACAACAACAAGCACUGGUAGCUAAUAAUAAUGAUGUUGCUCUCUAUCCAAAACUACCGGUACCACCGCCACCACCACCUCAUCAUCAUCAGCAGCAGCAACAACACUAUCAGCAGCAGAGUAACGGUGCUAAUGGUGGAGGAAAGCCAAACUAUAACAGUUUGAAUGGUGGCGCAAAAGUCGAGGACAAUGAUGAUGGCGGUGGCGGCGAUUGGACAGAUCAUUGGCUAAUUAGGACCUUACUGUUCCCGAUGACCGUACUGUUUGCCAUAACGUUGCCGAAGGCAACCAAAUACUGUUUUGUGGUAACAUUUUUGAUGUCCAUUGUCUGGAUAGCGGCCCUAACCUAUGUAGUAGUCUGGAUGACCACUGUUGUCGGCUAUACAAUCGGCAUACCUGAUACGGUAUCGGGUAUAACUAUAUUGGCUGCCGGUACCAGCAUACCGGAGCUUAUAUCCAGCUAUUUGAUUGUGAAAAAAGCCGGGCUGGCCAAUAUGGCCAUCUGUAACUCGAUUGGUAGCAAUAUAUUUGAUAUACUGUUUUGUUUGGGCGUACCCUGGCUACUGAAAUCGUUGAUUAUGAUCAUAACGUCGGGCAGUGGGUUUCAAUCGCUGGCCAAUACAUCCAUACCCAUCCAGAGUCAAGCACUACCCUUGACAUCCCUGACCCUGUUGAUCACAUGUGCAGCCCUAUUGAUUAGCUUGAAACUAAGCAAUUGGCGAUUAAACUUAAGGAUCGGUAUCAUCUGUACGAUAGUCUAUGUAGGGUUUGUUACCGUAUCGACAGUACUGGAAAUUAAUGUCUAAUAUUAAUAAAUAAUAAUAACUUUUU